AUGCAACGUCAAUUUUCAAAUCCUUCUCGUCCUUCUGCGGCUCAGAUUCUCCUCUCACUGUCUGCUGUCUUGCUUCCGGUCGUUUCAGGAACCCCAUUGACGAAGCAUACAAAAUGCGACAGGUCCCAAUAUCCUGGUCCCAGUAACCCGAGCUUCGAAACGGGGACCCUGGAUGGCUGGGAGGUUCUGAGUGGUACUGCCUUUGGAAAUAACUCAGUCAGCUCAGCAACUUCAUAUUGGGAUGGUCCCUUUAACCAGGUUGGAAAGUCUUUCCUCUGGGGUUUCGCCCAAGCCGGUGAUCCUGCUGUCGGACAACUCCGAUCAAGCUCUUUCAAAGCAAGCUCUUUUCUGAGCUUUCUUCUUGGUGGAGGCUAUGAUCCGGUCAACCUCUAUGUCGGCUUGGUUCGAGACCGUGAUGGAGCAUUAUUGUUGAACCAAACUGGUACGAAUGACGAAGCUCUGGUCCGUAUCACCUGGGAUACCAGCGAGUGGGCAGGGCAGAGGGUCCAUAUGCUGGUCUAUGACAAUAGCACGGCUUCAUCCUGGGGUCAUAUCAACCUCGACGACGUCCGGACGGGCUGUGACGCCCUUACUGACAGCAAUGGGCUCACCUUCCAUGUGCUUGGGCAGGCUAACCAGCCAGUUGCCAACGGCCAGCCUGAGUGUAGCCUCUAUGCCGCGGACUCUUUCCGCCCUCAAUUCCACUAUACGCCUUAUCAAGGGUGGAUCAAUGACCCGGCUGGCUUGAUCCAGUGGAAUGGCCAACAUCACCUCUUCAGCCAGUUCAACCCUGCGGCUCCGUUAUGGGGGCCGAUGCAUUGGUCCCAUGCCUACAGUGACGAUGCGGUGCAUUGGAAAGGACUGCCUGUGGCUCUAUAUCCGCCUAAUCCAAACAGCUCGGCAGAUAGCAGCGGUCGCUUUACAGGCAGUGCUGUCCGUGAUGACGGUGAUCAAGGGUCCCUGCGACUUAUCUUCACCGACUUUACGGACACUUCUCUGCACCCGGGUGCGAUUCCAGAGGUCGUCUCGACAGCAGCCAGCGCCGACGGAAUUCGGUUUCCUCUCAGUUCGAAGAACCCGAUUAUUGCACGCCCUCCUGCGGGCUCUUCGAGUGGCUUUCGCGAUCCAAAGGUCUUUUGGGACACCACGGACCAGAGUUGGAAACUCGUCGUUGGUUCAGGUGACUCUGUGAGUGGAAAGGUCCAGCUGUACCGUUCCUCCGAUCUCCUCUCGUGGACAUAUGUCGGUGUUCUGAUCGAGGGCGACGGCACAACGGGUACCAUGUGGGAAUGCCCGAACUUCUUUCCCAUUGGUGAUCGAUGGGCUCUGUUCUAUGGCGGGAACGGUCUCGGCUGGUACGCUAUCGGCACCUAUAACGGGACUUCCUUCACCAGUGAAAAGACAGGACUUCUUGACGCCGGCCCAGAUAGCUACGCAGCCCAGUGGUAUCUUGAUGAGUCUGGCCGGAACCUAGCCAUCACCUGGAUGGGCAACUGGCCAACAUCCAAGUGGCCUAGUCGUGUCAAUGGCUGGGCUGGUCAACAGUCUAUUACCCGGGAACUUUUUCUCCGGUCUGAUGGUGGUCUGGGACAGAGACCCAUUCGGGAACUGGAUACGCUUAGCGAAAAUGGCAAAGCUGUUACAUUCAAGAACAAGAGGGUCGGGAGUACAUGGACCGUGGGAAGCUUGAAGACUGUCCGACUCCAAUUGGACGUUGAUCUGGCGACGACGACCGCCUCAUCUUUCAGCAUUACGGCAUUCUCCUCGUCUGCAGAGGAAGUUACCAUCACAUACUCGGUAGCAGAGAGAACAUUGACGCUUGACACUACAAACGCCGGCUACGGUCAGAGUGGAACCUGGCAAGCCACUCUUGCCGUUCCCGAUGACAACCAACUCUCUCUCGACAUCUUCAUCGACCGGUCAUCUCUCGAGAUCUUUGCAGGGGAUGGAACCGUAAUGACGGCCACGAUCUGGCCUAGAUACCAGGAAUCCACGAAUAUCAAGCUGACCGGACAUUCCGGACAAGUUUCGCUUGAGUCCAUCCAGCUGACUCCAUUGUCAUCGAGCUGGUGCUAA
Messenger RNA from Aspergillus thermomutatus, 2076 nucleotides. Its product is annotated as glycoside hydrolase family 32 protein. The transcript has a single exon. Lineage: Eukaryota; Fungi; Ascomycota; Eurotiomycetes; Eurotiales; Aspergillaceae. The coding region runs from base 1 to 2076 and encodes 691 amino acids. The record is from RefSeq and is a predicted model, not a curated record. Gene Ontology annotation, molecular function: hydrolase activity, hydrolyzing O-glycosyl compounds. Gene Ontology annotation, biological process: carbohydrate metabolic process.